Saprolegnia parasitica CBS 223.65 is the source of this 879-nucleotide messenger RNA. RefSeq lists its product as hypothetical. Bases 1 to 828 code for a protein of 275 amino acids. The transcript is spliced from 2 exons. Lineage: Eukaryota; Oomycota; Saprolegniomycetes; Saprolegniales; Saprolegniaceae. The record is from RefSeq and is a predicted model, not a curated record.
AUGGCGACGACGCGGGAAGCGCAGGCCAUGGCGGUCGCGGAAGACGACGACAGCAUGCAGGGACUUCCUUGGGUCCUCUACCACGACAGCGCGUCCAACAUGCCCUGCUACGUAAACUCGGUGACGCAGGACGUCCUUUGGGGCCUUCCCCUCGAGAGCGAGACGCAUACCAUCUACCGCGUCGCGCGGGCCGUCUCUCGAGACCACCCACGCCGUCGACGGGCCAUGUCCUUGCCCGACCUGCGCCGGAGCAUCACGCACCACACGUACGGGCGCAUCGACCUGUCCCUGCAGCUCGUCCAGGCGACCAAGACCAAAGACAAGAAGGUCCGUAUCGAUCCGAAGGCGCCGGCGCUCCAGGAGAAGGCCCGUGCCUACCUCACCGUCGCUCACCUCCACUGCGAGUACAUGACGCGCUUCUACCACGAGAACGGGACCAACUACUCGAACGAAAAGUACCGACACCUCCACGCCUUCCGCCUUCCUCCGUACGGCAGUAGCUCGACACUGCAGGAGAUGGAACCGAGCUCGCUCCACCAGUCGAUCGUCUCGAGUGCCCAUUACCGAUCGUUUGUCGGCAAGGUUGAGGAUGAUACGGCGACUGCUCCAAGUGCCGGACCACGCACUGCAAUCGAAGGUGAAAAACGGUCUCCGGAAGACCCAAAGAUCGUCGAGGCGCCUCGGCAUCGCCAAAAGAAACGACUCAGCGCCAAGGCCAAGCGUGCCCUGUACCGCACCCACCGGCUCGACAACGAUGUCGUCGGUGCUUCGCGUGACGUCGACAAGAACCAAGCGCUCGUCAGCUGCAUGGCCGCGCUUCCUGCGUAGUCCCUCGCUUCGUGCGCUCCUGAAGACAACAAUAUUGCGACUAACUUGGAU